GACUGGUUCAUCACCUCCGAAUACUCCUGUGACAGGAGGCGCCUGCAAAACCCGCCCCCAGCCCCAAGCAGCAAUAAAUAGAAGGCUCUCAGCCCCGGAGAAGCAAGGAGAAGUUUCUAGGCCCGUGUCCCUGGGUUUAUUAAGCUCCUGACGCUACUCCAGACAUCUCAGCGGCUCUGGCUGAGAGCCUGGACAGCCUGGGAGGACAGUGACUGGCUGGUCUCCGGUGAGGCAGUGCGGAGAGGGGCCCUCUGGAAUUCUGCUGGGCCACCUGGUGGUCGCCUGUGGAGUGUCUUUGGGCGCUGGGACCCCAGCCGGGUACACCCCCUCUGUCCUUGGCAGUGGAUGGUUCAGCAUUUUCUGAAACUGAAGAACAAUCUCGGAAGGCCAGCACCCCCACAUCACCUUGCUGUGUGACCUUGGGCAGGUGGCUCCCUCUCUCUGAGCCUCCAUUUCUACUCCAGCUCAGCAGCCAUGGCUGAUGGUCAGAUGCCCUUCUCCUGCCACUACCCAAGCCGCCUGCGCCGGGACCCCUUCCGAGACUCGUCCCUCCCCUCGUGCCUGCUGGAUGAUGACUUUGGCAUGGACCCCUUCCCCGACGACCUGACCGCCUCAUGGCGCAACUGGGCCCUGCCUCGAUUCUCCCCGGGGUGGCCUGGGACCCUGAGGUCAGGCAUGGUGCCUCGGGGGCCGACGGCUGCAGCCAGGUUCGGGGUGCCUGCGGAGGGCAGGAGUCCCCCACCCUUCCCCGGGGAGCCCUGGAAAGUGUGCGUCAACGUGCACAGCUUUAAGCCAGAGGAGCUGAUGGUGAAGACCAAGGACGGAUACGUGGAGGUGUCCGGCAAACAUGAAGAGAAGCAGCAAGAAGGUGGCAUCGUUUCCAAGAACUUCACAAAGAAAAUCCAGCUCCCUGCAGAGGUGGAUCCUGUCACGGUCUUCGCCUCGCUUUCUCCAGAGGGCCUGCUGAUCAUCGAAGCUCCCCAGGUCCCCCCUUACUCACCAUUUGGAGAGAGCAAUUUCAACAACGAGCUUCCCCAAGACAGCCAGGAAGUCACCUGUUCCUGAGACCCCAGUCUUGGCCCGUCUUUUCCCCUCCCCAGCCCCAGGGCUUCUCUGAUUCCAGAGUACGUGACUUUAGCUGAAUUCAUAGAUUUAGUGUGACUAAAAUGUUAGGGGUGGGGUGGACUGACCACCAACUCUCUGGCUAGGGUAGUGGUAGGUGUUUCCACAGGAUGGCGCAAUUGGCAGGUCAUGCUCAGUUGCCUUUUCUUUACCUUUUCUCUCAUGAUGACAAUGUUGCCCAUUCUGUAGUUGCAAAACAGAUAGAAGGGGACAUGACAUUUCACACUGUAUCUUCCCUUGCAGCUAAUGCAAGGGUUGCCUCUCUCUGGGGACCUCCCUGUCACCCAGAUUCCUAUUCUGGGUUCCCACUUUCCAUGCCUGCCCUAUGGUUUGGUGGAUGGAGCCCAUUAGCUCACUCUCCUGCAGCCCUGGCCUACGAAGGGUGAUAGCUAGGUCUUACAUCCGCGUAUGGGAGUUACCCAACAGCCCACAUGAAAACAGUGCCUUCUGCUCUUCACCCAAGCAUUUAUAUA
Messenger RNA from Ailuropoda melanoleuca (giant panda), 1595 nucleotides. It is a transcript of the gene HSPB8, whose product is annotated as heat shock protein family B (small) member 8. The record is from RefSeq and is a predicted model, not a curated record. The transcript is spliced from 3 exons. Gene Ontology annotation, biological process: cellular response to unfolded protein. Gene Ontology annotation, cellular component: nucleus; protein folding chaperone complex; cytoplasm. Gene Ontology annotation, molecular function: protein homodimerization activity. The coding region runs from base 475 to 1065 and encodes 196 amino acids. NCBI's taxonomy places the organism in Eukaryota, Metazoa, Chordata, Mammalia, Carnivora, Ursidae.